AACCGGCGCGUAGAAUACAUGGGAAACCUUAAUUUCCUACUACCCACAUACACAGCAGGCCUUGAUUUGUCUACAUACACCUCAACCUCAACCAUCGUGGCCUCGUUAAGUUGUCCACUUUUCCCAGCACACAGUCUAGGUGUAAAUGCAUACCCGAAGAAGCCAGACGUGCCGCUCGCUCCUUCACUAAUCCAAUUCGUCCCUUUCAAUUGGCUUGCCGGCUCGCAGUCAACGACUCCGGUGCCCUUCUGCCAUGUGGGACAAUUUAUGCUUUCACCACCUACGCGCGAGCAAAGACUCCAGAGCGUUCGCCGCACUGGCGGAACAUUAAAGGACAAGUUAACGCAAUCGCUGGAGCCCGAUGAUUAUUUGCCACCAUCAUCGGGACACCUUCGCGCUGGAAUAUAUCGACCAUUCUCCAACCACACUGUUCGUUCCGCCUCCUGGACAUUGAAUUAUGGAUUAUGCUCGCAGGUUUGGUCGGUACGUGUAAAUGGAAAAUGGAUAAGAAAGAGAAGACGCACACUCACAUACACGGCAAAUUGCUACAAUGUUGCGCCGCUAAGACCCUACGGGAUGGUUGCCCCGCACAGCGCAUAUUUAUUGAGCGCAUCGUGUGUCCAUGCAUAUGGUGUGUGGUUCCGCCUAGAAAACGAUCUUCGAUCUGAUCGGUCGGAAUAGUGGGAAGUGCCCCAAUCUCCGGCACUACAAUCUUGCCACUUCCUUCCAAGGUUAACAGUAAACUAGCUGUCAAAGUGCUGCAAGCAAGAAAACUGGACAAGAUAGAUGAACGGCGAUAAAAUAGACACGGGCUUUGAGGUGCAUUUGUCACCGAAGACAACGCGUGGCUCUUGAUCUUUGGGCAUGAUAUAUCCACGAUCGAAUAAUUAAAUUCGAUUCCCACUGCAGAGCAGCAUCUCUUGGCACGUAGGCAGAAAUUGUAAAAAUCCCCACGUUUAAAAAAAAAACAAAUCCGCUGUAAACGCCCCCUUCCUAUCAAUUGCAAACAUUUGCGAUGGUACAUUCCCAUCGGUCGUCGCCUGCUUUUCCCUUUCGGUGGUCGGACCGCCGAGGAUCACCCCCGAGGAUGCCCACGGCGGAGUAGUAAACAAUCAAUAAAAAACCUCAUCAUGAAGUCGUUAAUUCUAAUUGCCGAACCUGACAGCGUGCCGAAGAAGACAAGGUGCGAGAAAACCCUGAUCCGAUCCAACCAACCCAAGCCCAUCCCCUCUCGCAGCUAAAGGUCAUCUGGGGAAGGUGACCAAUAUUCUGCUUGCUCGGCCGAUUACAGUCAAGGGCCGGCUCACGCUUCAGAGCACGCACUGGGCCUCCCGUCCAAUCGCGGCCCCCAAAACGACGCCAGCGAAAACUUAUCAAACGGAGCAGUGUGGAAAUGAAAGCAAAACAUAUCAAAUGGACACACACACACACACCCUCCAAUACAUCACCGUCGUGCAAGAUUAACAAACAGUAAACAGUGGCGGCAGAGAAAAGGUCACCACGCCAAACAACGGUGUAGCGCGGGCACUCGCGUAUCAUUCAGCGGGCGAGUGAUUCAACCACAGCAACACUUCGUGGAGGAGAGGCGAUCAUCAUCACAAUGAUCGUGGACAGGCGUAUUUUUGGAAACAGGGAAAUUGUAGUAACUCUGAUUAGAUGUUAGCAUCUUCUCGCGACUGGCAACCGCGAAACAUGUUCGCUUUUACUACAAGCCAACUCCUCGAUUGCCCAAAUAAACCCAACCCGGCGAGAACCUGCACCUUAUCACUUUCGAUUGCCUGUAUCACGGUUCGAGGGGGAGAGCAGUUGGUUGGGAGAAAAGGAAAAAUUUUGCUAACGAAUUUUUUCGCUACAAGCUACAAUUUUGUUUUCGCCCGGUACACGCCACAACCGCCUCAUGGGUCUUAUCUAAUCGAGCUCGAGCUGGAUGUUGUUGUUUCUUCCUACCCAGCCGGUCACCGACCGAUGGUCGCGGUGUGGUGGAAAAAAAAAUCUAGGUAACGUAAAUAUCGGUUGUCAGGUCGCGCGGGUCCUAUCUUUGCUCGAUAGAGGGAACGCCAAACGAUUAACGUCUAAUUUGGUGUGGCAAUUCCACUGGGUCACAACCGCAUCUCCACCCUGUCAACAGUUACUAAGCCACCAUUCGUUUUUUUAUCGACACACACACCAUCACACAAGCAUUACCCCGGCUUAGUGACAUUGAACGCUGAACUUGAAAUUGAUCGAUACAAACGUUCGCAAACGGUGCCUCUCUGACCGUCAGCCUUAUGACAGAAGAAAUGGCACAACUGCUGCCCGAAACACGUCCGCUACUCGCUCAGCUGUUCCGUUUUGGCAAGUUCGGUGGCCCAAGGACUGAUGUGUCAGUUUAUAAAUAAUUCAUAGACGCGGGUGCUCGCUAAAACGCACCAACCCAACCAGCUCCAUGGCGGUUGUCUCACACCUUCUCACGAUGCGCGCUAGAAUGCGCGAGAACUGCGUGUGCGCAGAAUCGCUUCCUCGUCACGCGACUAGCACGCGAUCGUGAUCGUGGUCGAAGAAGUCAGGAUCUAUGCUACACGCAAGCAGCACGCCGACACUUCAUCGGCAGUUUAUCAGCUAAUGCUAGACGAGAAUCGGGUUCUGUGUGUCCGCCCAAUGUUCUCUCAUUCCUUCGGUAAUCCGUACUGAAUUUGAAACUACGGACAACCGAACAUUGUUUUGUAGAAGAAAAAAGGGACAGCAAGUUUCAGGGCAAGAUCUCCGUCUCAAGGACGACCUCUUAUAUACACUACCGCGUUUUUCUGUCAUCUCAAGGAUCAUCUUUCGUCGCGUAGAAGUUCAAGUACGCUCUUGAGCUGUUACGCAAUGGAAGUGAUCGCCAUUCAUUCUAGACGAACACUGUGUACUUCACCGUGCAUAGCAAUGUGUGACAAAACCAACGCCAAGUACACCAUUUCGAUGCACGAAACCCCUUGAAAGACUUGCUCAGUUCCUACAUUCGAAGGCAGGCCCCUUCAUGCCCCACCGGGCAAAACCAGCGAAUUGUUUAUUGUUGUGCUGCCGGUAGUUUACAUUUACUCCUUUUCAACAACCUCCAGUAAUGCUUUUCUGCAGGACAUCCCCAACCGGCGCCCACAGCCACUUAUCAGCCAAUUCCCGAUGACCUCUGGCUCGAUGGUCACACCGGUGACACUGUCGAUUGCGGGCAUUGCUGAUCACCGCACCACCCCAACCACAUGUGUUGAUGGCACAUGAAUGGAUUGAAACCGGGGCACAGGUCUCCAGGAUGCCAUAUUUUGCCGUGCAGUGCGAGCACGAUGCGCUCGAGUGCAUGCGGGGCUAAAUCACCGUCAAUGCCAAAUCAUUAAUUGAUUCCCCGCGGACUGUGUGCUACCAUAAGUAAGAGGUCCCCCCCGCGUUUCAAAACCAGAUUCAUAUAAAACCAAAACAGAUUCAUAUAAAUAUUGAAUUUAAAGGCUCCCUCACAAAAGGCUAAGAAUGCACCGGCCGAAGCUUUCUCUCAUUAAGCAUCGAUAGCAGUCGCGGUACACGCACGCAUAUGGCUGUUAAAAGCUGGAAAUUAAAUGCCGGUCACACAUUGUCGUUCCUCAAUUCCUUCGAAAAACUCGUUCCAGGCUUGAUCCCAGCGAGGCGAUAACGAAAUCGAGGGUCUGCCUCAUUUUCAAGUCCCGCCACUCGACCAGCCAACGACCGACCCGGGGCAACGCAGUUCACGUGAUCACCGCAUGCACCAACAACGAGGCAACACAGCGCCGUACGACAACAGCCAAAAACCCGGACCCCGGGAUCAUAAUUUCCAUCGAUUGUUGUUCGCACCAGUGCGGCAUAGACGUUCCACCAAUUAGGCUGGGUCCACCACUUUGGAAGAGGGUCGUUCGGUUCGACACUGGUCAAAUCGGCAGGAGAUCUCAAUUACACGAUCUUCAAGGGGGAGGCAAACCGGGGAGAAGUCACCGUGCCGUGCGCGGGACCCCACACUUUUGGCAACGAAAACUGUCCGAAUUACAUAAACGGAGCUGGCGCCGAAACGAAAACAGAUUCGCUCGUGUGUCAAUUAUGUCGCCUCGUGGCUGCACACAGUAAAACGGGAAGAUCGGUGAAUAGUUUACCGUGCGAUCGGUUGAUUUCGAUCGACGAAACGAUUGAAUGCGCUUCCGAGGAAAGGGAUAACCAACCUUACUAAUCAAGAGCAUUCAAGACUCUUGAACCAUUGAUUGCAAUAAAAACCAGAACUUCCUCAAGCACCGUAUCCUCGCUGCAUAUCUUGCUGAGCACGGUACGGAGCGGAGAUAGUCAUUAAUCUAGGCGCUUGUCUAGCCGGUGGGAAAUGCGUAGGAAGUGGAAUGCGCACCCUGAACGCCACGGCACUCGAGUUAAGUAAUAAAAUGUCUUCACGUGGAGCUGCAACUUCGACGACCGGUACCAGUGAUUUACGGACCGCAACCCAGGUGAAGAAAGUAACACCGAUAUGUCGCCGAGUUUUCAGCGCUCUGCUCAGACGAUGCUGCUAUUAGCAUAUUGAUGAAGAAACUUCAAAGAAAGCAAUUAACUUUCACGCUCGUUUGGUUCACGCUGCUGGAGGUUACGUUGCUCGGUGCCAUGUACAGUUCCGUCUCCCUAUACAGUCAUGCUGGCAGUGGGUGAGUUCGGCGGUCCGUUUUGAGUAUGAAAAUUCAGCGCAAGAGCUAGCAAACCCAAUCCGAUCAUGUACAAAUACAGAAAUUUAUACCCAAACGGAUGGAGCGCAAAUCCCUUUUGCGUUGGAUCUCCUCCCCGUCGACUUGCCAAAGGAUCGUUUCGCGUCGCCCAUCACCUUCCACGCGGGACCAUGCCCGCAGCUUUGGGAGGAUCAUUCUGACAACCGCCUCCGUCACUCCCUGCAUCUGAAUGCCAGCGUUCGCCGAAAUGUUAGUCUCACAAAGUCCCCCGGUGUACAACCACUCACUGUCCACGGACUACAAGCCGGGCGGUGGGUCACCCGGUUCCGGUGGUGGUAGCGAAGGUGGUGGCGUCGGCGGUGGUUACUACUGCCGACCAGCUUCGCUGCAACUGUCCCAAGCACCGACCAACGGAGGACCUCCACCGUUCCAACGACAGUUCACACCGCCCUGCCUAAGUCCUACCGGGGCCGGUGGCAAGCUGCCAAUGUCACCGCGCCGCUCCUGUCUGGUGAUACGACCGGACCACAGUGCCACCACACCGGAAGAGUCCGAACCGCCACACGCGGCAAUGAAAAUGUUGGCCGUGACCGAGGACGAAACGGUGUCGGCCAUAUCGACAGGACGCAGCAAGAAGAAGGUCGUGUUUGCGGACGAUCACGGUAAACAGCUGACGCAGGUGCGCGUGAUGCGCGAACCCUCGUACAUGCCACCGAUCUGGAGCUUACAGUUUUUGGCCCACGUGACGCAGGGCAUGAUCAGUCCAGUGCCGCAGGAACAGUGGGUGGUCGAUUUCGUGCAACCUGCCAGCGACUAUGUGCGCUUCCGGCAGAAGCUGGACGAGCGGAACGUAUCGCUCGAGAACGUGAUCAUUAAAGAGACGGAACAGCUGAUCGUGGGUACGGUGAAGGUGAAAAAUCUCUCCUACCACAAAGAGGUCAUCAUCCGCUCGUCCUGUGAUAGUUGGAAAACGCACGAAGACACCUUCUGUACCUACAGCGUGGUCGGCAAUGGGACCGCUUCAGCUUACCUGAUAUUUGACACCUUCUCCUUCAAGCUAACUCUUCCUCCUAAGUCCAGACGGAUUGAGUUUUGUGCCGCCUUCAAGUGCGAUGGCAUCGAGUACUGGGACAACAAUGAUGGUCGUAAUUACUCCCUCACCAAUCGUAUCGCUCCGCGAGAGAACUCGGGCGCGUUCCUGUCCUCCUCUUCCGCCAGUGCCUUCAACAGCGCCAAUCCCGGCCGCAACGGGAUGGCAGUGACCGGCGACAGCUUCUCAUCGCCGUACGUGGAUCCUGGUGCGGUGCUCGAUACCUGGAGCGACAUGAGCGUGGAAUCGCAAUCGGGACCUUACUGCAGCACGUUUGACUGUUCGCUGAACACUUGCUCCAAUAAUCGUGUGCCCACGGCACACCCGCAAAUGAAGCCGAUCAGCCUGAACCUGUCGUACCCGGACGGCCGGUCGGACGUGUCGGAGUGUCCGACGGCCGGUGGCGAACGACGCGCCAGUACGGGCGAGUUUGCCGCGAAGAAAAGCUGCAACCAUCCGGCCGGUACCAAGGCACCGAUCAGCACGCUGGGACGCAGCGCCAGCAGUGGCAAACUGUUCUACAUACGCGAACGGCACGAGGGUGAAGAUCUGCUCGCCAAUCUGCUGCGCUUGCGCAAGCUGAUGAUGGGCGCGAUCUCCAACGAUGUCGUUACGAAGUAGGGAAAUCGUAGUUGUUGGUUGGUGGUUUUGGGUAAUGGAUGAUCUGUAAUUUAGCAGCAUUAGCUUCAUUCCUGUAACUACACAUUGUUUUUUUUUUUUUUGGCUGUACAUAAUUCAUCACGGCGAAGACUCUGCUCGAUAACGAUUCGACACUUGUGUUGAUGUUUUACACUUACUGAAGAAUACUCAAAAUACUGCAGACUCAACCAUCCGGAAGGAUGAGGACAUUUUUUCUUUUUUGUAAAUCAAAACCGUUGAGGGAUGUUCUUGAUAUGUAUAUUUUGUUUACGCUGUUGUUUCCUGUUACCCUACAAAGAAAUUGGCCAAUAGCAUGAGAUUAUUUGCACUAGAGCGGCGCAGCUAUCUUGGGGGAAGCUACAACGGGCAGGAACAGGGCUAGAGUGAUAAUACGUUUGUAAGAAAGCGCGUGAUAAAUAGGGCCAGAUUCGGACGAGAUGUACGAGAUUUAUCGAAUAAUGCAGACACGGGCAUGGAAAUGGCAUGAUAACCGGAGAUGGAAAACAGCACUAGUAAUUUAGUAAUAUUCAUAUUUACGUACGGAAACUAAAAGACUGAUCGUGUCCACAAAGUAAAUUUAAUUUGGAACAAAAUCUGAACCGUCGGGAGGAGAUGGCAUAGUAGAAGGGCAGGAUUGCAGGUUGAAAUUGAAAACGAAAAAUCUUCGAUACGAUUUAUGAUGUGUACCUUUGAAUGCGAAGCACAAUAACCGUUGUACAAGGAGCGAGUGAGAAGAUAGGGAACGUAAAAUAAAAGUUUUCGAAACGGUGUGCGCACGGCAUGCAACACACCCGAGUGGACCUAGUGAAAAGCUGGCUUAGUGGCUUCGUUAAUUUAUGCACGAUUUCUUCUAAUUCUAUUUGCAACCAAUACACCACACAACGUCUUACCCGUGGCCCCAAUGCCGAUGGUAGGGAUGGUGUGGUGGUUUAAAUGUUAAGUUAAAGUAGCGAUCCGUGUGUAGCUGCGACGCUGCUUGUAGAUUAUACAGUGAACAAAGUGAUUGUAGAAUAACCAAUUUUCUUUCUUUUAUAAGUCAGCCCAUUUUCGGGACGGAAGGAAAGCGCCGUCGUUAUCUUAAAGAGUGAUGUCUGAGUCAAAUUUAUCAAAACAAUGACACAGCUUGGAACGAUCGUACCCAUUUAGCUAGGCUAGUGCGGGCAUGAUGUUUCGUCGAAGAAAGACACUAGAUUUGCGCACCUACGGCCCGAUCCCAUCCCCUUUCGUUAGGUUUGUUUUUCAAAUUGUAUACCCCACUAACGUUAAGUUUCAACUUGUCGCUACUUUGCCUUAGAACGUUAACUGUGCUUUAUUAGAACUAGUGAUCAACCGAAUGAAUCCUAUGAUACGACGGAGAGCGAUAGAGAGAAGCAAGCACAUUGCAAGCAGACUGUGCAAUAUGAUCGUUAUGCGCUGUGGUAGCGCAUCUCUAUCUUCGCUAGAACUUAGGUAUACUUCGCAAACAGCUAGUCUGCGAGAAGAUUGUACAUACAUACAUAUAUGUUGUGAGCCACGAUCCUGAAUCGUGGCAAGUGUUACUGCGGGCGUUCAUAACUACGUCCAUAAGCUUGUAAAUGAAACUAGUAGUGAGUAGAUCCGUAAUCUAUCGGUACAUUGCUAACCCACUUUUCACCUAAACAGAUCAACACGAUCGCAAAUAAAUUGAAUAAGAAGCAAA
Messenger RNA from Anopheles stephensi (Asian malaria mosquito), 8068 nucleotides. RefSeq names its product protein phosphatase 1 regulatory subunit 3B (gene Gbs-70E). Bases 4891 to 6372 code for a protein of 493 amino acids. NCBI's taxonomy places the organism in Eukaryota, Metazoa, Arthropoda, Insecta, Diptera, Culicidae. Gene Ontology annotation, cellular component: protein phosphatase type 1 complex. The transcript has 5 exons. Gene Ontology annotation, molecular function: glycogen binding; protein phosphatase 1 binding. The record is from RefSeq and is a predicted model, not a curated record. Gene Ontology annotation, biological process: regulation of glycogen biosynthetic process.